This is a messenger RNA of Fusarium vanettenii 77-13-4, 777 nucleotides long. RefSeq lists its product as uncharacterized. The transcript has 3 exons. The coding region runs from base 1 to 777 and encodes 258 amino acids. The record is from RefSeq and is a predicted model, not a curated record. NCBI's taxonomy places the organism in Eukaryota, Fungi, Ascomycota, Sordariomycetes, Hypocreales, Nectriaceae.
AUGCAUCACAGCCGGAAAAAGUCUGGUCACGGCCUCCCCAACACAUCAUCAACAGACGUGCGAAAGACUGUCACAGCGACCGACCCUUCAAAGUAUAAGCGGCCCGUCAUGACUCGGCGACACACUCCGCAGAAACUCGGCCGAAGCCAGCGCGAACGUGAACGAGAGCGUAUAGAGUCUUGGGAGGAUGAGAGGGAGAGCUUCCCGCAGUUCUGCAUGACGUGCGAAAAGCAAUUCAUCCCUCGUGAUGACAUGUUCCUGUACUGCUCCGACAGGGUUGAUCAGACUUCGACGUCACAACCGGCCUCGUCGGUCCGCCAUUACGCGUCGGCCAACUACCCAUUCUACACGGCGGGCAACCCCGAGCCCAAGGACAUCAUCCCGCGGGCAUCGCCCUCGCGACCCAGCUCGAUGCUGCUGAGCUCCCCACCGGCGACCCCAGGGGCCGGAGCUUCGGCUUACCAACACACUUCGGCCAUUUCGGCGCUCCGGUCCCUCAAUGUCCGGCCGCCUAGCCCUCCGUCCCCGACGGGCAGCUCGACCAACCUGUGGCCUUUUAGUCGCAGCGCAGCGACCAGCCCGCACAGCUCGUACGGGCGACCUUCUGCGGCGUACUUUUCUUCAACGUACGACGGUGGCUACUACGGCGCUGGCAGCGGCGCAUACACCUACGAUGUGACUUCGGCGGGAAUGGACCGGCCUCUGCCUUCACGUCACCCCGGCACCUACUCUCGACCCAAGAGCAUCGAGCUUGUGACACCCAUGGUCGGCAGAUGA